GAAAUAUUGUUGUAGAUGACCUGCGCAUCGAUGCGCUUCGGCGGAACACUUGAACUUUCCUACGAUGCCGCUCUGCGCCGCCUGCUGCGUUACCAAGGGCUUUAACAAGUUUCACGGCGGACAAAGACACCUGCCGCGACCAGUGUGUAAGGAGUGUUUUAGAAAUGGAAAGAAACCGGUAGACCUAGGAGGCGAGCCGGAGGCGUUACUGAUUCGAGCUCCAGGCGACAAGAAAACUGCGAGUCUGGCUGAUUUUCAACUGCUCAGCGUCAUCGGACAAGGCGCAUUCGGCAAGGUUAAGCCGGGUGUUAAGCGGUUGGUGUAUGGACGCCUGAUCGUAAGUUUUAAUGUUGCUUUUGAUGGUUGCGGUUCUAGGUGCUACUGGUGCGACACUCUACCACUGGAAAGGUUCACGCGAUGAAGAUCAUCAGUAAACAGUUCGUCAUUGAUAUGGACAGCGUCCACUACAUGAAAACCGAGCGUGACGUCAUGACCAAGAUUCGCCACCCUUUUGUGAUUGGGCUGAAUUACGCCUUUCAAACGGAAUCCAAGGUUUAUCUUGUGAUGGAUUACCAGUCUGGAGGAGAAUUGUUUUCUUAUCUGAAGGAAGAAGGCACUUUUACUGAGGACGCCACACGGUUCUACAUGGCCGAAAUGAUUCUGGCCUUGGAGCACCUCCACGGGCAUGGCAUUAUCCAUCGAGACCUGAAGCCGGAAAACGUACUCAUUUCAGCCGAAGGACACAUCAAGCUGACCGACUUCGGAUUGGCAAAGGAGUACGUUGAAGGACAGGAAUUGCUGACAGUCUGCGGUACAAAGGAAUAUAUGGCACCGGAGAUGCUACUCGGCAAGGGCUAUGACUCGGCUGUGGAUUGGUGGUCACUUGGGGCUCUAGCGUUCGAGAUGCUGACGGGGAACCCACCAUUCAGGUCGAAAAACCCAGCAGACUUGCACAAAAAAAUUCUCUCGGCUAAGAUCCAAUUGCCGCGAUGGCUCUCAGGCGAAGCUCACUCGUUAAUCAAAUCUCUCUUGGAGCGUAAUGUGAGCAAAAGACUAGGCGGAGGCAAGUCAUCCAUGUUUGUUGUGAAGGGAGUGCAGGCUCUAAAACGCCACCCGUUUUUCAAAUCGGUGGACUGGGAGAAGAUGGAAACCCUACGCGUCCCUCCACCAAUGGUGCCCAGUGUUUCUGACGAAGCAGACACCAGUAAUUUUGACAAGAAGUUCACGGACAUGUCGGCCUCGGACCUAAUGUGCGAUCCAGUCAUUGAAGAAGACAACAACUUGUUCCGAGGAUUCUCAUUUUGCCGUCGAGACAGCCUUAAGGAGAUCAUCUCUAACCCCCAGUCACCGAUCAACACAACGCUGCUACCAACUAUCGCUAGUCUAGUUAUUGAUGGCGACGACAUCAAGGACAUCAACGACGCUAUCGCGACAGCAGUGGGGAAGCAGCCAGCAAUUUUAACAUGAACGACGGAGUUACUGCUCCUUCUUCUCCUCCAGCUUCGCGGCGAGCGUAUCAAUGGAACUGAACUGGCGAGUCCAACGCGAGUUGUACAGGAACGGACGCAAGUCGAAGCGGUUGUCAUCUGGCGAGUAGUUCUCAGCGUGGUAAGACGGCGUCAGUGUAGUCAUCUUGUGACGGUUAACGGAGUAAUAGAAGAAGAAUCGCUUGACCUUCGUCGCCACUUCGGUGGGCGCCAGAUGACUCCACAGGUUCGUCAGCUUGCGGAACAUCCAGUAGGGGCCGCAUCGGUCGAUCUUGCGCAGACGACCGAAGAAUCCCAGCUCGUCGUACGUCAUUCCCAUGUCUUCCUCGUCUAGCUGGGAGUGAUCAGCGUCUUCUUCAGCGUUCUCGUCAGUGGGACGAAG
This is a messenger RNA of Phytophthora nicotianae INRA-310, 1869 nucleotides long. Its product is annotated as AGC protein kinase, variant. The record is from RefSeq and is a predicted model, not a curated record. Gene Ontology annotation, molecular function: protein serine/threonine kinase activity; ATP binding. Gene Ontology annotation, biological process: protein phosphorylation. NCBI's taxonomy places the organism in Eukaryota, Oomycota, Peronosporomycetes, Peronosporales, Peronosporaceae. The transcript has 11 exons. Bases 418 to 1467 code for a protein of 349 amino acids.